GUAUCGAACUUUACAAAUUACCUGUGAUGUAGAAUUUUUGACACUUGUGAUUCCUUUAAGCAAAGAAUUGAACAUCUCUUAUUUUGGAACUCCAGUUGGUGAAGAAUUUUACAAGUCCUGCUUAAAACUAGACGAAAUUCAUAACAGUUUUUAUCAUUUUUCUUGUUUAAAAAAAUCAGCUAAAAAUGAAAUUAUUAAACAAGUUACAUUUCAAAAAGAUAUAGAGGAUAUAACUAUGAUAGAAAGUGCAGAUGAUCAAUUAUCUAUUAUUGAUAAAGAAUGUCCAAAUAGUAAGAAUGCACGUGAUAAAGUUAGAAAAUAUUUACAAGAGAAAUUUAAUUUGAUAACAAAAGAAAGAAUACCCUAUAAAAAUUGGUAUAACCAAACUAAAUAUACUAUAAUAGGAUGGCCUGAAGAUGUUUUAUUCUGUAAUUAUUCUGAUUUAAGUACUGAAGAUAAGAAAAAGAUAUUAAGUAAUUUAAAUAACAUAUAUUUUAAGAUAAAUAAUUUGAGUGAAUAGUAGAA
Molecule: messenger RNA, 525 nt
Organism: Rhizophagus irregularis DAOM 181602=DAOM 197198
Lineage: Eukaryota; Fungi; Glomeromycota; Glomeromycetes; Glomerales; Glomeraceae
Source: RefSeq, a predicted model, not a curated record